Ruditapes philippinarum (Manila clam) is the source of this 3942-nucleotide messenger RNA. RefSeq names its product zinc finger protein 85-like. Lineage: Eukaryota; Metazoa; Mollusca; Bivalvia; Venerida; Veneridae. The transcript has 6 exons. Gene Ontology annotation, biological process: regulation of transcription by RNA polymerase II. The coding region runs from base 697 to 2499 and encodes 600 amino acids. Gene Ontology annotation, molecular function: DNA-binding transcription factor activity; RNA polymerase II cis-regulatory region sequence-specific DNA binding. The record is from RefSeq and is a predicted model, not a curated record.
AAGUUAUUCCCCCUUGACGCAAAGUCACCUUUUGUUCACAAGAUAAGCAAAAGUGAUAAUUUCAUUAAAACUCAUGGAAUUUUGUAUCUUUAAUUAUCGGUUUAUUUCAUAUUUGUAUUUGGUGCAUGAUAAAAUUGAGUAAUUUCAGGUGUAGAUUAAGAUAUAGGUCCCUAGCAGGUUCAACAGUGUAAUGAAGGUACAGUUACGACUGUCAUCUAAUCCACCCGAAGGAUAACAAAAUAUGGUCUUGUCCUAUAAAUAUAUGACAUUGCUUUGUGAUAUUUUUACUUCUUUGCAAUGCUAAACAUACACUAUAACAAUUUACUUUAAUGUUUUGGACUAAAUAUGAUCGGUCAUUUGGAGCAUUGGGUUAACAUUAUUGACUCACUAAUAUUAUUUAUAACAAUAACAUGUUACUUGUAGUUAAAGCAAGAUUUCCUCAGUGAUAUAGUAAUGUAAUUAUCUGACCACAUGAACAAAUGUGACAUCUGGUGAUGUUCAGUCUACAGUUCAUGAGAUUUACAAUUUGUAUUUAGAUUUCAAUAAGAAUGAAUCAUCAUGGAUUAGUAUAUUUAACUGAUCUGCAAAAUGAAUGACAAUGAAUGAGACAUUCUGACAUUUAUGAUGUUAAUGGACUUAUAAAUCUUGAAUUAUUUUGUAAAGGUUGACAUAAUUCUGUCAAGAUAAUCAAAAACCAUGGAAGACUCAGAAAUGGAUACACAUGCAGUUUCCAUAAAUUAUGAUAAAAUUAUGUCAGGUAUUGUUAAACAAGAAAAUGAACUACUUGAAAAUAUUGAACAUAUUAGACAGGGAAGGAAUUUAGAUGACAACUCAAGAAUUGAUUUGUCUGAUGGACAAGAGAUUGUUAACACCUCAGGAUAUGAACCAAUAAGUUUAGGACAUUACAUUACAGUUCAAAGCAAUACUACUAGCACAGAAAGUGCCGAUAAAUCUUUAUUAAAUAAAUGGGCUGAUGAUGAUAUGAAUGAUAAACCCCAGUCAUUGACUGAAAAUGCAACAGAAAAAGCAAUUGGUGAUAACUUUUGUAUUGCAGAUGAUAUUUUGACAAUAUUUCCCUUUGUCUGUGGUAUAUGUAAUGAGAAAUUUAAAUCUUUGUCAGUGUAUUUUAAGCAUAUUUCAGUGCAUGAAAAGAUGAAUACAUUCUUACACUGCUGUGAUAAGUCUGCUGCUUCAGUAGAAGGGACAGUUACUCUGUUUUCUUGUGGUUUAUGUAGUAUGAAGUUUCCCACAUUGUGUACACUACAUGAACAUUUGAUAGAAUCCGAGUUUACAGAUGACUUUGUGUUUAAGAGAAGUGAAAAUACUGUUUAUGCUUAUCAUGAAAAUGUUUCUGAACAUAAAUGGUUGGCAGAUAAUGUGGCACAUACAUAUGGAACUAGAAAAAGGACUGAAUCACAUUCGAAUGACAACACAUAUGUAGACAGUGUUAAGACAGAAACCAGUGUAAAGUUAUCAGAAGAAAAUCUUGACAAUAAUUGUUUGCACGACGAUUCAGGGAACCAGUCUGACACAACAAUAAUCACAGAAUAUAAACAUGUGUUUAACAUAGGUAGAAAAUCUAAAUCUAAGAGGUAUAAAAAGGACAUUGAGAAGAGCAAGAAAAAAGGUAGAAGUAAAGCCCUUGCUGUUAAUAAUGUCACACCUACUGGAAGGAAAAGGGUAAAAAGGAAGGAUAUAAGCAGGAUUAAAAAAGAUUACACUGAUACAGACAUGUCUUCAAACAUUGUUGGUGAUAUUAGUGAUGUUAAUGAUGUAAAGGCUGAUAAUGAUGAUGUUAUUGCUGCUGCUACUACUGCUGCUGCUGCUGCUGAUGAUGAGCAUGACAAAACAACAUGUAAAAAAGAUAAUAUUAAGCAAGAGGUGACAAAAGGCUCUAAGAAGAAAGGAGAUCAGAUGUUUCCAUGUGAAAUUUGUGGUACUUUUGUUAAACGCCAGUGUAUUCGAAGACACAUGAUUUCACACAAGGAGAGGACAAUGUCAUGUGACCAGUGUGAAAAUUUGUACAACUGUAAGUUUCAAUUGAGAACACAUAUAAAACAAGUUCAUACUGAUGAGAAGAAAUUUACAUGUGAUGAGUGUGGGAAGAGCUUUAAAGCCUGGCCUUAUCUCAAACAACAUAGACAAGUACACAUCAAGGAAAGGAAUAUUUUAUGUCCAGCUUGCCCAAUGAGGUUUAAAUAUGCAGCUUUACUAAGGGUCCAUAUGAGAACACAUUCAGAUAUGAAACCCUUUGCUUGUGAGCAGUGUGGAAAAAAGUUUAAACGAGGGGAUUCAUUGACAACUCAUAAAAAAUACCAUACAGAAGAUAAACCCUACUCUUGUCCAGAGUGCCACAAAACGUUUAAAGUAAAACGAGAUAUGAAAAAACACUUCAGAGUUCAUCUCCCGCCAAAAUUUUCCUGCUCAGUUUGUGGAAAAUCAUUCGUUCAGAAGUACAACAUGAGAGUUCAUAUGAAAAUACAUGGAAAUGUUUCCUGACAACGUAAAUAAGAUUGAAUACUGACCAGUUUAUUGUGCCAAUUUUCUUUCUGUUCACAGAGUCUUUAUUUGUUGACUAAUAUCUUUGAUAAUUUUAGUACAUUACUCUCGGUUUAUCAUAGAGUCUUUAUUUGAUGACUAAUAUCUUUGAUAAUUUUGGUACAUUACACUCUGUUUAUCAUCGAGUCUUUAUUUGUUGACUAAUAUCUUCGAUAAUUUUGGUACAUUACAUUUAAGUAACCUUACAUGUACAUCUACAUGUACCAUUCAGAGGGAUACUAGUUUAAUGGGGUGAAGAGGUCACUAGAGAUUUUUUUUGAAUUUUUCUUUUACAUCUAGGGGUGUUAUGUUUACAAGUUGUGUCAGCUCAGCAUUAUAGGUACUUACUAACCUAAUGGUUAAUUUCUCCAAGAUAUCGCGUAUAUAUGACACACAAUUUUUGUAUUGAUUCGUUUAGCUCAAAACAUUUAAUUUGAUCUUGUAAAACUGCCAGUAUUAAUCAUCAGAAAAUAUUUAACCAUUUUAACAUUUCUUUCAAUAAAGAGUGGAAAUCUACCUAACUCACUAUAGAGAGCUAGAUUGCUUAACAUUUAGUAUCCAUUUACAAAAUUUCUUAUGUACUUUUUCUAUAACCUCUGAAUUUAUAUAACCCCAUACCUCUGCGCCAUAAUUUAAAACAGAGAGUACAUACAAAUCAAAAAGAUUAAACGUUAUAUUUAUUGUAACUGUCAUACUACGAACAAUAGCCCACAAAGAAUGUAGAGAUCGCAACCCUUUCCCGUUUAAUGUGUUUUGCUGCUUGUAUAAAAGACUGGAGAAUACAACCCCUAGGAAAUUUAAGACUUUACUAUUUCUAUUUUAUGAUUAUUAUAAUACCAUUUGUCGUUUCUUCUUAACUUCCCCCCUUUCCUAAACACUACAACUUUAGUUUUUCUAUGUUGACUGUAAGGUUCCAUUUACAACAAUAAGAAUAUAAACUAUCUAGUGAUUUUGCAACCCAGUACUUGUUUGGAGACGAUUACCGCGUCAUCAGCGAAUAGGAGCAGAUAUAUCUAAAUUUAAUCAAUAUUUAUUCCAGCGUCAAUAUUUUUCUGUAAUUGCAUUUCUAUAUCAUUUAAAUAUAAAGAGAAUCAAAUUGUUGCAUUACUAGAUAUUUAGGAUACAGGAAUUUUUGUGACUGUUUUAAAUGAUUUGUGUGUGAUAUACAUGUAUUUUAAAUUUUAAUACAAUUUGUUGUAAAUAAAUUUUAGACUUGAAUGGAAAUUUUAGCAUAUUAUAUUGUAAUAAUAGUUUUAGAUUUUAAUUAUACAGAUAUAAUUAAUUCACAGGUACGUAAAUUCACUUGUUAUUUUGCAAUCAUGAAAGAUUUUUAUCAUGUUUAAGAUUGUAUUGAGUGCAUUAUUGUACUUGACCAUGUGCCAUAGUAAGUAGGCAUUUUACAUG